Messenger RNA from Carassius gibelio (silver crucian carp), 5811 nucleotides. Its product is annotated as mucin-2-like. The transcript has 6 exons. Bases 1 to 5652 code for a protein of 1883 amino acids. NCBI's taxonomy places the organism in Eukaryota, Metazoa, Chordata, Actinopteri, Cypriniformes, Cyprinidae. The record is from RefSeq and is a predicted model, not a curated record.
AUGUUUCGGUGUAUUACCUUUAUUGGACUGACUUUACUGAUUGGUGGAUCAAUACCAACAGAAACCUCUACAUCUGAAACAACAUCUCCCUCACCAUCCACUGAAUCAACAUCUGAAUCAGAAACACCAACAUCUACACUAAAGCCAAUAACACCUGCUCAAACGUCUACAUCAGCAACAACAGCAUCUACAUCUGACGCACCAGAAACAUCUACAACAUCUGACACACCAGAAACAUCUACAGUUCCAACAGCAUCUACAUCUGACUCACCAACCACUGAAUCAACAUCUGAAUCUAAAACACCGAUAUCUACAUCUGAAACAACAACAUCUACAUCUCACUCACCAACCACUGAGUCAACAUCUACCUUGACAACAGAAACAUCUACAUCAGCAACAACAGCAUCUACAGCUGACUCACCCACCAUUGAAUCAACAUCUGAAUCAACAACACCACCAUCUACACCUCAAUUAACAACACCUUUUCCAAAUUCAACAUCUGAAUCAACUACAACAACUGAACCAACAUAUACAUCAACUACAGAAACAUCUACAAUUCCAUCAACAACCGCAACAACCUUUGCACCAACUUCUACAUUUCACUCACCAACCACUGGAUCAACAUCUACGUUGACUACAGAAACAUCUAUAUCAGCUACAACAGCAUCUACAUCUGACGCGCCAACCACUGAAUCAACAUCUGAAUCAACAGCACCACUAUCUACAAGUCAAUCAACAACACCUGCUCAAACAUCAACAUCUGACUCACCUACAGAAACAUCUACAGUUCGAUCAACAACAACAACAACCUUUGCACCAACAUCCACGUCAGGUACAACAACAUCUACAUCUCACUCACCAACCACUGAAUCAACAUCUGAACCAACAACACCGCCAUCUACACCUCAAUCAACAACACCUGCUCAAACAUCAACAUCUGACUCAAUAACAACCACUGAACCAACAUCUACAUCAACUACAGAAACAUCUACAGUUCCAGCAACAACAGCAACAACAUUUGCACCAACAUUUACAUCAGCUACAACAUCUACAUCUCACUCACCAACCACUGAAUCAACAUCUGAAUCAAUAACUCUAACAUCUUUACCUCAAUCCACAACAUUUGCUCAAACAUCUACAUCUGAAUCAAGAACAACCACUGAACCAACAUCUACAUCAGCUACAACAGCAUCUACAUCUGACUCACCCACCACUCAAUCAACAUCUGAAACAUUUGAAUCAGCAACACCAACAUCUACACCUCAAUCAACACUACUUUCUCAAACACCUACAUCUGAAUCAACAAACACUGAACCAACAUCUACAUCAACUACAGAGGCAUCUACAGUACUAUCAACAGCAGCAACAACAUUUGCACCAACAUCUAAAUCUGCUACAACAACAUCUACAUCUCACUCAACAACCACUGAAUCAACAUCUGAAUCAACAACAACCACUGAACCAACAUCUACAUCAACUACAGUAACAUCUACAGUUCCAUCAACAACAGCAACAACCUUUGCACAAACAUCUACAUCAGCUACAACAGCAUCUGCAUCUCACUCACCAACCACUGAAUCAACAACACCAGAAUUUUCACCUCAGUCAACAACACCUGCUCUAACAUCUACAUCAGCCACAACAGCAUCUACAUCUCAGUCACCAACCACUGAAUCAACAUCUGAAUCAACAACUCUAACAUCUACACCUCAAUCAACAACAACUGCUAAGACAUCUACAUCUGCUUCAACAACCACAGAAUCAGCAUCUACAUCGACUACAGAAACAUCUACAUCUGAAACAACAUUUACAUCUGACUCACCAACCACUGAAUCAACAUCUGAAUUAACAUCUCUAACAUAUACACCUCAAUCAACAAUACCUGCUCCGACAACAACAUCUGAAUUAAGAACAACCAUUGAAACAACAUCUACAUCAACUACAGAAACAUCUACAUUUCCAUCAACAACAGCAACAUCCUUUGCACCAACAUCUACAUCAGCUAAAACAACAUCUACAUCAACUACAGAAAAAUCUACAUCAGCUAUAACAACAUCUACAUCUCACUCACCUACCAUUAAAUCAACAUCUGAAUCAGCAACUCUAACAUCUACACCUCAACCAACAACAUCUGCUCAAAUAUCUACAUCUGAAUCAACAAUCACUGAACCAACAUCUACAUCAACUAAGGAAACAUCUACAUCUGAAACAAAAACAUCUACAUCUCACUCACCAACCACUGAAUCAACAUCUGAAUCAGCAAGACCAACAUCUACACCUCAACCAAUAACAUCUGCUCAAACAUCUACACCAGCCACAACAGCAUCUACACCUCACUCACCAACCAUCAAAUCAACAUCUGAAUCAACAAUUAUAACAUCUACACCUCAAUCAACAACACCUGCUCAACCUUCUACAUCUCACUCACCUACCACUGAAUCAACAUCUGAAUCAACUACAGGAAUAUCUACAGUUCCAUCAACAACAGCAACAACCUUUGCACCAACACCUACAUCAGCUAAAACAACAUCUGCAUCUCACUCACCCACCACUGAAUCAACAUCUACAUCAACUACAGAAACAUCUACAGUUCCACCAACAACAUCAACAACCAUUACACCAACACCUACAUCAACUACAGGAACAUCUGCAUCUCACUCACCCACCUUUGAAUCAACAUCUGCAUCAACUACAGGAACAUCUACAGUUCCAUCAACAACAGCAACAACCCCUGCACCAACAUUUACAUCAGCUACAACAGCAUCUUCAUCUCUCUCAGCCACAACUGAAUCAACAUCUACAUCAACUACAGGACCAUCUUCAGUUCCAUCAAGAACAGCAACAACCCCUGCAACAACUUCUACAUCAACGACAGGAACAUCUACAGUUCAGUCAACAACAGCAAAAACCCCUGCACCAACAUCUACAUCAACGACAGGAACAUCUACAGUUCAAUCAACAUCAGCAACAAUAUUUGCAACAACACCUAAAUCAGCUACAACAACAUCUGCCUCUCACUCACCCACCACUGAAUCAACAUCUACAUCAAAUACAGGAACAUCUAAAGUUCCAUCAACAACAGUAACAACCGUUGCACCAACACCUACAUCAGCUACAACAACAUCUGCAUCUCACUCACCCACCACUAAAUCAACAUCUAAAUCAACUACAGCAAAAUCAACAGUUCCAUCAACAACAGCAACAACCCCUGCACAAACAUCUACAUCAACGACAGGAACAUCUGCAUCUCACUUAGCCACCACUGAAUCAACAUCUACAUCAACUAUAGGAACAUCUUCAGUUCCAUCAACAACAGCAACAACCCCUGCAUUAACAUCCACGUCAACUACAGGGACAUCUACAGUUACAUCAACAUCAGCAACUGUCCCUGCACUAACAUCUAAAUCAACUACAGGAAUAUCUACAUUUCCAUCAACAACAGCAACACCCUUUGCACCAACCCCUACAUCAGCUACAACAACAUCUGCAUCUCACUCACCCACCACUGAAUCAACAUCUUCAUCAACUACAGGAACAUCAACAACAGCAACAACCCUUGAUUCAACAUUUAAAUCGGCUGCAGGAACAUCUACAAUUCCAUCAACAACAGCAACAGCAACCACCCAAGCAGCAACAUCAAAAUCAACUACAGGAACAUCUUCAGUUCCAUCAACAACAACAACGACCCUUGCACUAACAUCUAAAUCAACUACAGGAACAUUUACAGUUACAUCAACAACAGCAAUGACCCCUACACCAACAUCUACAUCGGCUACAACAACAUCUGCAUCUCAUUCACCCACCAAUGUAUCAACAUCUACAUCAACUACAGGAACCUCUACAGUUCCGUCAACAAAAGCAACAACCCCUCCACUAACAUCUACAUCAACUACAGGAACAUCUACAGUUACAUCAACAACAGCAACUGCCCCUGCACUAACAUCUAAAUCUACUACAGGAACAUCUACAUUUCCAUCAACAACAGCAAUACCCUUUGCACCAACACCUACAUCAGCUACAACAACAUCUGCAUCUCACUCACCCACCACUGAAUCAACAUCUAAAUCAGCUACAGGAACAUCUACAGUUCCAUCAACAACAGCAACAGCAACGACCCCAGCAGCAACAUCUAAAUCAACUACAGGAACAUUUACAGUUCCAUCAACAACAGCAAUGACCCCUACACCAACAUCUACAUCGGCUACAACAACAUCUGCAUCUCACUCACCCACCAAUGAACCAACAUCUACAUCAACUACAGGAACAUCUACCGUUCCAUCAACAACAGCAAAAACUCCUGCACUAACAUCUACAUCAACUACAGGAACAUCUACAGUUCCAUCAACAACAGCAACAACCCCUGCAGUAAUAUCUAAAUCAACUACAGGAACAUCUACACUUCCAUCAACAACAGCACCAACCCCUGCACCAACAUCUAAUUCAACUACAGGAACAUCUUCAGUUACAUCAACAACAGCAAUGACCCCUCCAACAACAUCUAAAUCAACUACAGGAACAUCUAUAGUUCCAUCAACGACAGCAACAACCCCUGCACCAACAUCCAAAUCAACUACAGGAACAUCUACAGUUCCAUCAACAACAGCAACGACCCCUGCACCAUCUUCAGUUCCAUCAACAACAGCAACGAGCCCUCAAACAACAUCUAAAUCAACUACAGGAACAUCUAUAGUUCCAUCAACAACAGCAACAACCCCUGCACUAACAUCUACCACAUCAACCUAUACAGCUCAAACAAGAACUACACCAGGAUCUUCAUCAACUGCAUCAACAUCUGUGAACCAAAGCACUACAUCAACGGCAUCAAUUGUGCUAUUAUCUACAUCUAUGCAAACAACAUUUGCUAUUCAGUCAACUGCAAAAACACCUACAGCUCAGUCAACAACAACUGCAACUUUGAUAUCAACUGUGCCAACAUCUACCAUUCAGUCAUCAAAAACCUCUUCAUCAGCAUCUUCGUCCACUGUCAAUCAAACAACUUCAUCAACUGCACCAACUGUACUACUGUCUACUUAUACGCAACCGUCAUCUACCGGUCAAUCAGCUGCAACAACACCUACAAAUCAAUCAACGACUGUAACAUCGACAUCAAAUGCACCAACAUCUACCACUCAGUCGACAAAAAGUGAUACAUUAUCAACACCAACUGCGCUAACAUCUACAUCAGCUGCACCUAAAUCUUCCCCUCUAUCAUCAACAACAAGUGCACCAUCAUCUUCAUCGACUGUGACUCUAAGUACUGCAUCAAAUAUGCUAUUAUCUACAUUUGCACAGCCAACAUCUUCCAGUCAAUCAACUGCAACAACACCUACUACACAAACUGCAACUUCGAGAUCAACUGAAUCAACAUUGAUAUCAACUGCAUUAACAUCUACUCGAACACCAACACCUACUUCUCAAAUGACAACUCAAGUUAUAUCUACAACUCAACCAGCAAGCCAGUCAACAUCUUCAUAUCCAGAUGUUGUCCCACAAAAUAUGACAUCAUUUGCAUAUGCAACUUUCAAAUUGAGAUCCUCUGUUGAGCUUAGCAAUGAUGAAAUCAUUACUUAUAUUGAAAAGUUUGUCAAGCACUUACAAGCAAACGGGACCAUAAAGAUUACUCUGAAGAAAUCAAGAAAAUUGUUGGCCUAAGGAUGUGAUGGAAAACUUCCCAGAAAUAACAGCAUGCCGAAGCACUAACAAAUUAUAAUCAAAUGCAUUUGUGUAAAGAAAAAAAAAGUAAUUAUAAUAACUACCUAUCCAAAUUAUUAUUUUUAUAUUUGUCAUGCAAUGAUAAAAUCUGAUGCUGUU